Oppiella nova is the source of this 1869-nucleotide messenger RNA. The record is from the annotation of a GenBank genome assembly. NCBI's taxonomy places the organism in Eukaryota, Metazoa, Arthropoda, Arachnida, Sarcoptiformes, Oppiidae.
AUGUGUGCCUCCAAUGCAUUGACUGAAUUGAAUCUUCCGCCCAAUUCCGUGUUGGCCAACGAGGGCUUCACGAACACGACGGGAGAGUUCUAUGUGUCGCGAGCCCUCUAUAACAACAUACUAACCCCCGGCAGAUACAAACCGGCGGAGGAACGGUGUUUCGUCACUAUGGAUGGCAAGGAGUAUGGCCUUCAGGACAACUUCGAAGUGCUCACCAAUCCUAACAAGUGUUUCCUCGACUGGAAGAAAGCACACGACGGAACCGUUCCCAAGGGCGCUAUUGAGUCCGGCGUCGAUCCCCAAGGGGGGAAAGCCUACUCUGUGCGAACGAGUGGUUGGGGCGGAUAUAUGGUGGGCAAGUUCUACAAGAGUACUAAUCAGAUGUAUUACGGAUGGGGUGGCGCUGAAUACCACACCAACACCUAUGAGAUGCUUGUGGUUCAGGACACAGCGCCCGACCACACGUUGAGGCCGAGCUGUGCGAACCACAAACAGUUUGGUUUCGACAGUUUCGUCUGUGUCUGCACUGAAGCCCAACCGUGCGAUCGGUUCGAGCCGGUCGUGAAGACAGCUCCCGGUGUACUCACCCGAUGGGAGUCCACCGCUCAGGGAAACCGAUUCGUUAAAACCACACUUAAAUUGGAAGAUAAGGCCAAACACGUGGACAUCGAUAAGGAAGGCACUCAACUCUACAUCAAAGUGAACCGGGAUGUCAAACACCAGGAGAUCUUUGGUUUUGGCGGCGCUUUCACCGACGCCACGGGUAUUAACUAUAAGAAAAUGGGCGCCAAAAUGGAGGACCAAAUGAUUGGCGACUGUUUUGGCAAAGAUGGUCUCGAAUAUAACUUAUGUCGCCUUCCCAUCGGUGGCUCUGACUUCUCCACCCGUCCCUACUCUCUGGAUGACGACUCACAGGACGACAAACCGUUGGCUCAUUUCAAUCUGACUCAAGAGGAUCUGGAGCUAAAGAUCCCGAUCAUUCAGAAGGCCAAAGCCAUGGCUACCCAUGAGUUGCGACUGUUUGGAAGUCCCUGGUCUGCACCGGCCUGGAUGAAGGAUAAUAAGGAGCUCAUCCAUGGCGGCAGGAUUAAGGGCGAAGUGGGCACUGAGUACUGGCAGAUAUACGCCAAGUAUUUCGUUAAAUAUUUGGAUGCAUACAAAGCCCAUGGUCUGCCCCAUUGGGGACCAGAGUUGGAGAAAAGUGGUUACCCUCCGGACAAGUUCAACAUAAUGAUGCUAGAUCAUAAUGUGGGCAUUGUCAAGGAGUGGGUCCAGCAAUACUACACCGACCCCGUAGCCAACAAAUACACGGCGGGCACUGCCGUGCACUGGUACGGUCACGACCCUAAGACAAUGCUGGAUGAGCCCCACCAAAUGCAUCCGGACAAAUGGAUGUUAGCCACUGAGGCCUGUGUCGAGGGUGGCGUCAAACUGGGCGACUGGAAUACGGCUGACCUCUACGGCUCAGACAUCUUAGAUGACCUGUUGCACCACGUGGUCGGUUGGGUGGACUGGAACAUGGCUCUGGACACUAAAGGGGGUCCCAAUUGGGUGAACAACUUCGUGGACGCGCCACUAAUAGUGAACGCCGACACCAAGGAGUACUACCGCCAGCCCUCGUUCUACGCUAUGGCACACUUCAGCAAAUUCUUGACCCCGGGGUCCGUCAGAAUCGAUACCCCCGUCGUCAACAAGAGUAACAACAACUGUCUGGUGGGCGCCUUCCGCACCACCAACGGCUCCACAGUUAUCAUUGCAGUAAAUACUGAAGGUAUUGAAAUUGAUUUGGUUGUGGAGGACGAUAAGGCGGGUAAAGUGAUCCAGAAAAUAGCACCAAGGUCCAUUCAGACCUAUGUCUAUUAUGAUUAA